AAAUGAGAGAUUUUUCUGGCCAAGAUUUCAACAUCUAUCGAUCAUGACCAGCAAACCCUAGACUUUUACUUCACCUACUUGAGGUUAAAUUUCAAGCAAAUGAGGACCCAAGCGUUAAUUGCAAGUAGGCCACACAUCGGAUCUUCUCUCUAAAUCUUAAGGUCUAAGCAAAAACCCAUUCCUCUCCUCUUUCUUCUUCUAUCUUCUUUCUCGACUCUCUUCCUCUCUUGAAUAAAAAAAGCUCCACUACUCUGUUUUCUCCCUCUCUGGAGAUUGUUUCAGGUCUCUUUUUCUUAUACUCAAUACGCUUGAUCUCUGGGGUUCUGAACGAGAAAUGGCAUCUUAUAGAUUCCAAUCUGGGUUUUGCCCUCCCUCGCCGUGUCCCUUUCUCGGUAAUUUCGUCGAACGGAUCAAAGACGCAUGUCGUUUCCUCGUCUCCGCUGUUCUGGGCACGAUUCUCUCGGCGAUCUUAACCUUCUUCUUCGCUCUAGUUGGCACAUUGCUUGGGGCACUUACAGGUGCUUUGAUAGGCCAAGAAACAGAGAGUGGUUUCAUUCGAGGAGCGGCGGUUGGAGCCAUUUCAGGAGCUGUUUUCUCGAUCGAAGUCUUCGAAUCAUCUCUUGUUCUCUGGAAAUCUAACGAGUCACGUUUCGGUUGCCUCCUCUACUUGAUUGAUGUCAUUGUUAGUCUAAUAAGCGGCAGACUUGUGCGUGAACGCAUAGGUCCGGCAAUGCUAAGCGCGGUUCAAAGUCAGAUGGGAGCUGUAGAUACGACUUUCGAUGAGCUCUCGAGCAUCUUUGAUACCGGUGGUUCAAAAGGAUUAACAGGAGACUUGGUUGAUAAAAUACCAAAAAUCAAAAUCACUGGCAAAAACAACUUAGAUGCUUCUGGCAACAAAGACUCCUGUUCUGUUUGUCUUCAGGAUUUUCAGCUUGGUGAAACGGUAAGAAGCUUGCCACAUUGUCAUCACAUGUUUCACUUGCCUUGCAUAGACAAUUGGCUACUCAGGCACGGAUCUUGUCCAAUGUGUAGACGUGAUCUGUAAUCUCCCUUCUUACCAUUUGCACAGUCUCUGUCUAUCUCUCUCCUUGAGCUUAAGCUUCUUCUUCUUCUUCUUCUUCUUCUUCUUCUUCUUCUUCUAUGGUCGUAAUCUUGUUGUGGUUAGGCUCUAUAUGUACAAAGAAAUGGAAAAAAAGUUUUGAAUUUUCCGAUGAAAACCCAGAAACUCAACCAAAUCCAU
This is a messenger RNA of Eutrema salsugineum, 1240 nucleotides long. Its product is annotated as NEP1-interacting protein 1. Lineage: Eukaryota; Viridiplantae; Streptophyta; Magnoliopsida; Brassicales; Brassicaceae. Bases 335 to 1045 code for a protein of 236 amino acids. The record is from RefSeq and is a predicted model, not a curated record. The transcript is spliced from 5 exons.